ACAGGUAUAAAUAAGUAUUUUUGAUUUUGAUUCGCAAUCGAUUCACAAUAUGUUACGACUGUUGCUCAUUGUAAGCUACGCCGCCUGUUUUUUUGCAAAAUCGAAUUAUUUGGUGGAUGCCAUCAGUAAUGUCCAGGAAAGCGAACCUUCAUCCAAUGCCGCUCCAGCCAACCAUCUAGAUUGGAGGAAGGCAAUCUUACAACACUUAGACGUUGCUGAUAAUAACGGAGGAGGCUCGCCACUCUUAUCGGUGCUGGUGAAUGACCAGAAUGAGAAACUCAAAUCGGUGGUCGAAACACUACAACCUAGCGAUCCCAACAGAAAAGUGGAAGUUACAUCGUUUCUGCUUAACAGAAAUACGGGCUCCGAACCCAAAGUAAAUGAGAAGUUGCGUGCCUUCAAGCUCGUCGAUGACAAAGAGGUGUUAAAGAUGUUCAACCGCACUAGCGCCAGUGCCGCUCUCGAUGCGAUCGACACCGACCAAGACGCCAUUCGUACUGCUAAUAUUAAAGCAGGCAAACACAAUGUCCGACUGUCACUCAAGAGGAAGUCUUUUAUCUUCGGUCGAAGUCAGCAAGCCAACACCGCAUUGGUAUUGCUUCUGGCAACUGGUCGUUUAGACGCUGCUAGUGAAUUACUUAAGCUUUACGCUGCCUCCUGUUCACACUAAAGAAUGCAUUACGAAAAUGGAAAUAAUAACAUUAUGUAAUUACAAUAUUGUAAUGUAACAAUAAAUUUUGUACUUUCCAA
Messenger RNA from Photinus pyralis (common eastern firefly), 750 nucleotides. RefSeq lists its product as uncharacterized. The transcript is spliced from 3 exons. The record is from RefSeq and is a predicted model, not a curated record. Bases 50 to 670 code for a protein of 206 amino acids. Lineage: Eukaryota; Metazoa; Arthropoda; Insecta; Coleoptera; Lampyridae.